Molecule: messenger RNA, 1631 nt
Organism: Cuscuta campestris
Lineage: Eukaryota; Viridiplantae; Streptophyta; Magnoliopsida; Solanales; Convolvulaceae
Source: the annotation of a GenBank genome assembly
GAUUUGAGGAUCAUGUGUAGUACUAGGGGAUACAACAGGAUGAGAAUUUAUAUCCGCUCAACCAACUUCUAGUUGUGGUUGGUCAUCAAAAACGGCGAAGAAACUCCAAUGAAGAAGGUCGGUGAAAAACUCGUCCCAAAGACCAAGGACAAAUUUGAUGCCAAAGAUAUCAAAAAGGUGGAGAACUACGCCAAGGCAAUCAACAUGCCGUACUGCGCGGUCAACCCCGAUGAUUAUCGCAAGAUCUCUUGCUGCACCACCGCCAAAGAAAUGUGGGACAAGCUGGAGGUCACAUAUGAAGGUACGGACCAAACUUACGCCAACAAGGAUCUCGUGAGGAAAAUCCUGCGAAGUCUCACACCCGAAUGGAGAUCAAAGGCUGACGCAAUCUACGAAUCCAUCGGAGUCUCCAACGUCACCAUCGACGGGCUAAGAGGUAACCUCAAAACUUAUGAAUCUACUAUUCUAACCCCGUCUUUGGAUGAACAAAAGAAGAAAGGAAUAGCGCUCAAAGCAACCAAGGAGACCAUAGAAGAAGUCUCAAGCGAUGACGACAACGAGUUCGGACUCGUCAUCAAGAAAUUCCACAAAUUCAUGAAGAAGGAAUUUGAACGAAAAGGAAGAAAGCACGACGGUCCCCCGAAGUGCUAUGGCUGUGGCGAGAUAGGCCACAUCAAGCCGAGGUGUCCAAAAGGCAAAAGCGGCACGGACAAACCUGGCUUCAAAAAGCAACGUGCCUAUAUCUCAUGGGGUGGCGACUCCGACGACGAGUCAACUGACCAAGAAGAGGAAGAAGCCGCCAACCUCUGUCUCAUGGCACACGAAGACCACACCGACGAAAUACAAGAGGAAGGAUUAGGUUUUGGUAAAAAUGAAUCUAAGGAUAAAAACGUUGAGCAAACACCUAGACAACCUCCUAAGGCUCAACCCCCACGUACACCACAACAAAAUUGCGCCUCCAUCGCCACCGAGUGGAGCUUGCCAUACGCCUUCCUCGUCAUGGACCUCAUCGUCUCCGCCGACAUCCACAUCGUCGGGCCAAGCACGAAGAUAACGAAGCUGUGGGUCAUCGCCGACACCACCUUCAAGAAGAAGUCCGGAGACCAAGACGAUGCCGGACCAAGUCGUGCCCGUGCCCGUGCCCCUGCCCCCGCCCCUGCCCGGGCCUCGUUGCAGUCCAUAGCCGACACCCUGAAUCGGCUAACCCUCACGGUGGACAACAUGGGGCAGAUGGAUUGGAGGCUGCAACGCCAACACCACGACAUGACGGCGUUCUUCCGCGGCAUCAACUACGUCCCGCCGCCCUUUGACAGCACCAUCCUCGGCCAAAACUUUGAGGGCGAGGAUGAGGACGACGACUCCUACGCUCCGUCCUCCUCUCCCGAUGAGGCCGACUUUGAGGACGCAGUCGACGGCGAUCCCAUGGACGUCGAGAACAACGAGGACGAGGAUGCCGAUGCCUAGACUCUUCCCUUCUUUUUUAAAAUAUGACUGUACUUUUUUGUUAAUUUCCAUUCCGUUGUAUUCCGCAUUUCCCUUCUCUUUAAUGAAUAAAAGUUUACUUUUAAUUCUUUUUGUUAAUGUCAAAAGGGGGAAGAUAUAAAGGUUAUGCAUAAAUUGAGGGGGAAUUU